Topomyia yanbarensis is the source of this 372-nucleotide messenger RNA. RefSeq names its product glycosyltransferase-like protein gnt13. The transcript has a single exon. NCBI's taxonomy places the organism in Eukaryota, Metazoa, Arthropoda, Insecta, Diptera, Culicidae. The annotation marks the transcript as partial. The record is from RefSeq and is a predicted model, not a curated record.
AAUAAUAAUAAUAAUAAUAAUAAUAAUAAUAAUAAUAAUAAUAAUAAUAAUAAUAAUAAUAAUAAUAAUAAUAAUAAUAAUAAUAAUAAUAAUAAUAAUAAUAAUAAUAAUAAUAAUAAUAAUAAUAAUAAUAAUAAUAAUAAUAAUAAUAAUAAUAAUAAUAAUAAUAAUAAUAAUAAUAAUAAUAAUAAUAAUAAUAAUAAUAAUAAUAAUAAUAAUAAUAAUAAUAAUAAUAAUAAUAAUAAUAAUAAUAAUAAUAAUAAUAAUAAUAAUAAUAAUAAUAAUAAUAAUAAUAAUAAUAAUAAUAAUAAUAAUAAUAAUAAUAAUAAUAAUAAUAAUAAUAAUAAUAAUAAUAAUAAUAAUAAUAAUAAU